UUUCCUUUUCUAAAAAGAUAAAUCUAAACGAUUCCUUCCGAUUCCCUUCCUUUUUGUUACCGCCCUUUGCCUCUUCUCGGCUUUUAGGGUUAGGGUUUCUCUUUGUUCAUACGAGACACCCAAAAACUCUCUUCUUCUUUCUCCUUCUCUCUACAGUAAGGAAAUUUUGUACCUCUCCUCUGAAAAGAUGCAGCCUGCUCCUGGUGUUGUCCCUCACAACAUGCCUCACCAGGCCCCUCAGUACCAGCAACAGCAACCUUCGUACAUGAUGAUGCCACCUCAGCCGCCUCAAGCGCAGCCUGUUUCUCAGAUGUGGCCUCAGCAGCCGCAGGCCGGUUCGCCACAGGGCCAACCGCCUCAACCAGCCAGCGCCGAUGAGGUCCGUACGCUCUGGAUCGGAGACUUGCAGUACUGGAUGGACGAGAACUAUAUUUUUAAUUGUUUUGCUCAUACAGGCGAGGUUUCCUCUGUGAAAGUCAUUCGGAAUAAGCAGACCGGCCAGUCUGAGGGUUACGGAUUUAUUGAGUUUUUAACCCGUCCAGCUGCAGAAAGAGUACUUCAAACGUAUAAUGGUACCGCAAUGCCCAAUGGGGCACAAAAUUUUAGAUUGAACUGGGCAUCAGCAGGGGAGAAGCGUCAAGAUGACUCUCCUGAUUACACGAUUUUUGUAGGAGAUUUGGCUGGUGAUGUUACUGAUUACGUGCUACAAGAAACAUUUAGGGCACGUUAUAACUCCGUUAAGGGUGCUAAAGUUGUGAUUGAUAGGCUCACUGGACGCACUAAGGGUUAUGGGUUUGUUAAGUUCGGGGACGAAUCUGAACAAAUGCGGGCAAUGACUGAGAUGAAUGGUGUUAUCUGUUCAUCCAGGCCCAUGCGAAUUGGUCCAGCAGCUAACAAGAACACUUCUGGCGGUCAGCAGUUUGCGAAAACUUCAUAUCAGAAUCCUCAAGGAGCUCAGAAUGAGAAUGAUCCAAACAAUACGACUAUAUUUGUGGGUAAUUUGGAUGCUAAUGUCACAGACGAUCACUUGAGACAAGUAUUUGGUCAGUAUGGGGAAUUGGUACAUGUAAAGAUACCUGUAGGCAAACGAUGUGGCUUUGUUCAAUUUUCUGAUAGAAACUGUGCUGAGGAAGCAUUACGCGUUUUAAAUGGAACACAAAUUGGUGGGCAGAACAUUAGACUUUCUUGGGGACGUAGUCCUUCAAAUAAACAGGUUCCACAGGCGGAUCCUAACCAGUGGAAUGGAGGUGGCUAUUAUGGGUAUGGGCAAGGAUACGAAAACUAUAGCUAUGCUCCAGCUCCUCAGGACCCUAAUAUGUUCUACAGUGGCUAUGGUGGCUAUGGAAAUUACCAGCAGCCACCGCCGCAGCAACCACAGCAGCAGCAGCAAGGAGGAUACAUGUAGAUUUGAAGUUUUGUUCACUUGCUUUGGCCUCUCCCGACUGAAUCGUCAAAGAUUUUGAGAAGUUAUUUCACCUCCCCAUUCCAGCCCGCCCAUCCAUCCUGAAGAACUCUUCGUUUUCCUAUUUUCUUUUCUACCUUAACUCUUUGAUGACAUAAAAUAUCUUCUUUUUCUUUUUCUUUUUUUAAACAUUGUCAUGUUUUCCCGCAGAAUUUUUAUUAUUGUGUACUUUAUGUCGUUUAUUUUACUUCAAACACUACUUUUUUUGGUCUUUUGAUGAGAAUCUGGAGGCACUGUGCCUUUGCGUUUGAGCACUGCAUUUUCUACUGAUUUAAAUACUGUUAAGUUAUUCAUCCAUUUAUCCUAAAGAUGAAGUUUCACAA
Messenger RNA from Benincasa hispida (wax gourd), 1785 nucleotides. RefSeq names its product polyadenylate-binding protein RBP45. Gene Ontology annotation, cellular component: cytosol. Gene Ontology annotation, molecular function: mRNA binding. NCBI's taxonomy places the organism in Eukaryota, Viridiplantae, Streptophyta, Magnoliopsida, Cucurbitales, Cucurbitaceae. The record is from RefSeq and is a predicted model, not a curated record.